This is a messenger RNA of Mesoplodon densirostris (Blainville's beaked whale), 5994 nucleotides long. RefSeq names its product IQ motif and Sec7 domain ArfGEF 2 (gene IQSEC2). The coding region runs from base 80 to 4642 and encodes 1520 amino acids. NCBI's taxonomy places the organism in Eukaryota, Metazoa, Chordata, Mammalia, Artiodactyla, Ziphiidae. The record is from RefSeq and is a predicted model, not a curated record. The transcript has 16 exons. Gene Ontology annotation, biological process: regulation of ARF protein signal transduction; actin cytoskeleton organization. Gene Ontology annotation, molecular function: protein binding; guanyl-nucleotide exchange factor activity.
UGGGCCCGGGGGAGGGUGGCGCCGUGAGCGAGCGGGGACCGGGCUCUCCUGCCCCUUCCCCUGCCCCUGGGCCGCCAGGAUGGAGGCGGGGUCGGGUCCCCCGGGCGGCCCGGGAUCCGAGAGCCCCAACCGGGCGGUGGAGUACCUGCUGGAGCUGAACAACAUCAUAGAGAGCCAGCAGCAGCUGCUGGAGACCCAGCGGCGGCGCAUCGAAGAGCUGGAGGGCCAGCUGGACCAGCUCACCCAGGAGAACCGCGACCUGAGAGAGGAGAGCCAGCUGCACCGCGGGGAGCUGCACCGGGACCCCCACGGCGCGCGGGAUAGCCCGAGCCGCGAGAGCCAGUACCAGAACCUGCGCGAGACCCAGUUCCACCACCGCGAGCUGCGGGAGAGCCAGUUCCACCAGGCGGCCCGGGACGUGGGCUACCCGAACCGGGACGGCGCCUAUCAGAACCGGGAGGCUGUGUAUCGGGACAAGGAGCGGGACGCCUCCUACCCACUCCAGGACACUGCUGGUUACUCUGCCCGCGAGCGCGACGUGGCCCAGUGCCACCUGCACCACGAGAACCCAGCCCUGGGUCGCGAGCGUAGCGGGCGGGAGGCCGGGCCAGCGCACCCGGGCCGCGAGAAGGAAUCCGGCUAUUCGGCGGCGGUGGGCGUGGGGCCCCGUCCACCGCGAGAGCGGGGCCAGCUGAGCCGUGGCGCAUCCAGGAGCUCCAGCCCCGGGGCCGGCGGCGGCCACAGUACCAGUACCAGCACCAGCCCGGCCACAACCCUCCAGAGAAAAUCUGAUGGUGAGAAUUCCAGAACAGUCAGGUCCACAGCGUCUCAUACUCUACACCAGUAUUGCUGUCCUACUCAGGUCCUUGACUCCAUGAAGCUUACCCCCUCAGGCAGGCUGGCAGAGAGCAGUGUGGAGGGUGAUGCCCCAGGCAGUGACCUGAGCACAGCGGUUGAUAGUCCCGGGAGCCAACCCCCCUACCGGCUGAGCCAGCUGCCCCCAACCAGCAGCCACAUGGGGGGCCCCCCUGCUGGGGUGGGCCUUCCCUGGGCUCAGCGGGCUCGCCUCCAGCCAGCCAGUGUUGCCCUGAGGAAGCAGGAAGAAGAGGAGAUAAAGCGCUCCAAGGCCCUGUCCGACAGCUAUGAACUCUCCACGGACCUGCAGGACAAGAAGGUGGAAAUGCUGGAGAGGAAGUAUGGGGGCUCCUUCCUGAGCCGCAGGGCUGCCAGGACCAUCCAGACGGCCUUCCGCCAGUACCGCAUGAACAAGAACUUUGAGCGGCUCCGCAGCUCAGCUUCAGAGAGCCGCAUGUCCCGCCGCAUCAUCCUUUCCAACAUGCGGAUGCAGUUCUCCUUUGAGGAAUAUGAGAAGGCACAGAACCCCGCGUACUUCGAGGGCAAGCCUGCCUCGCUGGACGAGGGUGCCAUGGCUGGUGCCCGGAGCCACCGGCUUGAACGGGGGCUCCCAUAUGGAGGCUCCUGUGGAGGGGGCAUCGAUGGUGGGGGAAGCUCCGUCACCACAUCUGGAGAGUUUUCUAACGACAUCACAGAGCUUGAGGACUCCUUCUCCAAACAGGUAAAGUCUCUGGCUGAAUCCAUUGACGAGGCCUUGAACUGCCACCCAUCGGGGCCCAUGUCUGAGGAGCCAGGGUCAGCCCAGCUGGAGAAGCGAGAGUCGAAGGAACAGCAAGAGGACAGCUCGGCCACAUCCUUCAGUGACCUUCCCCUCUACUUGGAUGACCCAGUUCCCCCACCAUCCCCUGAGCGACUGCCCAGCACAGAGCCCCCACCCCAGGGCCGGCCUGAGUUCUGGGCACCCGCCCCUCUCCCACCAGUUCCUCCACCAGUGCCACCAGGGACCCGGGAAGAUGGUAGCCGUGAGGAAGGCACUCGCAGGGGUCCUGGGUGCUUGGAAUGCCGGGAUUUCCGGCUGCGAGCUGCCCACCUUCCCCUGCUUACUAUUGAGCCUCCUAGUGACAGCUCCGUGGACCUGAGUGACCGCUCAGAUCGCGGCUCUGUCCACCGUCAGCUCGUGUAUGAGGCUGAUGGCUGCAGCCCCCAUGGGACCCUGAAGCACAAGGGGCCACCAGGCAGGGCCCCGAUCCCACACCGCCACUACCCAGCCCCAGAGGGCCCAGCCCCAGCCCCGCCAGGGCCCCUGCCACCAGCCCCCAACAGUGGCACUGGGCCCAGUGGUGUGGCUGGGGGUCGGAGGUUGGGGAAGUGCGAGGCAGCAGGCGAGAACUCUGAUGGUGGAGAUAACGAGAGCCUUGAGAGCUCCAGCAAUUCCAACGAGACCAUCAACUGCAGCUCUGGCUCCUCUUCGCGGGACAGCCUGAGGGAGCCUCCAGCCACCGGCCUGUGCAAGCAGACUUACCAGCGGGAGACCAGGCACAGCUGGGACUCGCCAGCCUUCAACAAUGACGUGGUGCAGAGGCGGCACUACCGAAUCGGCCUCAACCUCUUCAAUAAGAAGCCAGAGAAGGGUAUCCAGUAUCUGAUCGAGCGGGGCUUCCUGUCAGACACGCCGGUGGGAGUGGCUCACUUCAUCCUGGAACGGAAAGGCCUGAGCCGGCAGAUGAUAGGGGAAUUCCUAGGGAACCGGCAGAAGCAGUUCAACAGAGACGUGUUGGACUGUGUGGUGGAUGAGAUGGAUUUCUCCUCCAUGGAUUUGGAUGACGCACUCCGGAAGUUCCAAUCCCAUAUCCGGGUUCAGGGUGAGGCCCAGAAAGUGGAACGACUCAUCGAAGCCUUCAGCCAGCGGUACUGUGUGUGUAACCCAGCUCUCGUGCGCCAGUUCCGGAAUCCAGACACCAUUUUCAUCCUUGCUUUUGCCAUCAUCCUCCUCAAUACCGACAUGUACAGUCCCAGCGUCAAGGCUGAACGCAAGAUGAAACUAGAUGACUUCAUCAAGAACCUGAGAGGGGUUGACAACGGUGAAGACAUCCCCCGAGACCUCCUGGUGGGUAUUUACCAGCGCAUCCAGGGGCGUGAGCUGCGGACCAACGACGACCACGUGUCCCAGGUGCAGGCCGUGGAGCGCAUGAUUGUGGGCAAGAAACCGGUCCUGUCUCUUCCUCACCGUCGACUGGUUUGCUGCUGCCAGCUCUAUGAGGUGCCAGAUCCAAACCGCCCACAGAGGCUAGGGUUGCAUCAGCGAGAGGUCUUCCUCUUCAACGAUCUCCUUGUGGUCACCAAAAUUUUCCAGAAGAAGAAGAUCUUGGUGACGUACAGCUUCCGUCAGUCCUUUCCCCUCGUGGAAAUGCACAUGCAGCUCUUCCAGAAUUCAUAUUACCAGUUUGGGAUCAAGUUGCUGUCUGCAGUACCCGGCGGGGAGCGCAAAGUCCUCAUCAUCUUCAACGCCCCCAGCCUCCAGGACCGGCUGCGCUUCACAUCCGACCUGCGAGAAUCCAUCGCUGAGGUGCAGGAGAUGGAGAAAUACCGCGUGGAGUCGGAGCUGGAGAAGCAGAAAGGUAUGAUGCGGCCUAACGCCUCACAGCCCGGAGGGGCCAAGGACUCGGUGAACGGCACGCUGGCCCGAAGCAGCCUGGAGGACACGUAUGGGGCAGGCGAUGGGCUCAAACGGGGAGCGCUCAGCAGUUCCCUGCGAGACCUCUCUGAUGCAGGGAAGCGGGGGCGGCGUAACAGCGUGGGAUCGCUGGACAGCACCAUCGAAGGGUCUGUUAUUAGCAGUCCACGCCCUCACCAGAGGAUGCCACCUCCGCCCCCACCCCCGCCGCCAGAGGAGUACAAGAGCCAGAGGCCCGUCUCCAACUCCUCAUCCUUCCUGGGCUCCCUAUUUGGAAGCAAGCGGGGCAAGGGGCCCUUCCAGAUGCCACCACCGCCAACAGGCCAGGCCUCUGCCUCCUCUUCGUCUGCUUCUUCCACCCACCACCACCACCACCACCACCACCACGGUCACAGCCACGGCGGCCUGGGGGUGCUGCCUGAUGGGCAGUCCAAGCUCCAGGCCCUGCAUGCCCAGUAUUGCCAAGGACCGGGACCGGCCCCGCCCCCCUACCUCCCACCCCAGCAGCCCCCUCUCCCCCCACCUCCUCAGCAGCCCCCGCCCCUGCCGCAGCUGGGCUCCAUUCCACCGCCUCCUGCCUCAGCUCCUCCCGUGGGGCCGCAUCGCCACUUCCAUGCCCACGGCCCAGUCCCAGGCCCCCAGCACUAUACCUUGGGCCGGCCAGGCAGAGCCCCCAGACGGGGGGCCGGAGGACACCCUCAGUUCGCUCCACAUGGCCGCCACCCCCUGCACCAGCCCACCUCCCCCUUGCCCCUGUACAGUCCUGCCCCCCAGCACCCUCCAGCCCACAAACAGGGCCCCAAGCACUUCAUCUUCAGCCACCACCCACAGAUGAUGCCAGCAGCGGGGGCUGCUGGGGGCCCUGGAUCCCGGCCACCAGGGGGUUCCUACUCCCACCCCCACCACCCCCAGUCACCAUUGUCACCGCACUCACCCAUCCCACCCCACCCCUCCUACCCGCCCCUGCCCCCACCCUCACCCCACACCCCACACUCGCCCCUGCCGCCCACCUCCCCCCACGGCCCACUGCACGCCUCUGGGCCCCCUGGCACGGCCAACCCACCCACUGCAAACCCCAAGGCCAAGCCAAGCCGGAUCAGCACCGUGGUCUGAUGAACGGAGAGUGUGAGCUGGGGACUAGGGAGGUCUGGGGAAUCUGCAGGAGAGGGGCCUCACACCCUCUCUGCUUCCUCAGUUUUUCCAAAACAUAUAUACACAUAGACAUGUCCUCCCCGCCCACUGCCUCCCUGCCUUGGGACCCCUCCUCUAACCCCCAACAGUCUCUAUGGGAUUUCCUUCCAGAUUCGAGACUCCUUGCCACUUGAAGCCUAUACGCAAGGCUCUCAAGCUCUGGGGAGUGGUGAGGACCUUUCAGAGAACCUCGUCCUCUUUCCUCUCUUCACCCUCCCCCCUCCCUUGCCCUGGAGGUCUAGUUGGGUGGCCUCAGACCUCCGGGCCAGUGUGAGCUCCCUGUCAGCUCUGGCUGGUAGGGAAGGGCAGGUGUUGGGAACAAUGAGGGUGAAGGCUUCCCCAGGGCACCUCUGGCCACGUAGGGCCAGGAGGGAGCUCUGUAGAGUUGUGGCCAAACCUCAGCUGGCUCGGCCCUCUCUCUGACCUCAGGGCCUGGCCACGCACCUCCACGUGUCUCUCCACCUGCUGGAGGACGUGGAGUGUCAGUGCACGCGGUGGGUGGGCCCCCACUUACGCUGGUCCCCAGGUGGGGCAGUGCUUCCUCUUUGGAGCCAAUCUCUGCCCUCUCUCCAGUGGGCCCCAGCCCAGACCUCUUCAGCUUCAGGACCUUGCCUCUCCUUGCAACGUUCACAUCCUGAUCAAAGUCCAGACAGGUUUGGGGCGGGGGGGGGGGGGGCUCAGGUCUGGGAUGAGAAGGGCGCUGCCCUCCCUCACCCAUAUUGCAUGCCCCCCAUUCCCUCACACCUACCCCACCUACAGCUGAAGACAAUGCACUUUAUAGAUAUUGCCCACACACACCUUGCUGGGGCAGGGCGCCCAGCAUCAGCCCUGGGGAGAGGGGCUCCCAGAGGGCCACCGUGAGCCUGAGAUGUCCUUCCUGAGGCAGAGAUUGGAGCCAUCAGAGUGGGGGCUGGGAGCCAGGAUGCCUGAGUCCUUCUGUCCGCCAAACUCUCCGCUGCCUCUCCAGCCCUUUUACAGCCCUGUUUAUUUAUUAUAAAUAUAUUUUUUACAAGCCCCAGCUCCUCUCCUUGCCCCACAUAUCCAGCUCCUUUCUCAGCUCCUGCCUCCCUCUCCCCUCUCCACCAUGGGCUGCAGUACAGACAGACAGCUAGACCCUGGCUGUAUGGAGGGCCAGGGACCCCAGGGCUUGGGGGUGGGGAAGAGCAGCAGUGGGAGGGGCUGUAUGGAGAGGAGCUGGGGUUUAGGCAUUGUCUUUUUUCCUCCUUGUAUAUAAGAAUGUAUAUUUGAUGCCUCAUAAAAGACCUUGUGCUCAC